This is a messenger RNA of Xiphophorus maculatus (southern platyfish), 3894 nucleotides long. Its product is annotated as GTPase IMAP family member 7-like. Lineage: Eukaryota; Metazoa; Chordata; Actinopteri; Cyprinodontiformes; Poeciliidae. Gene Ontology annotation, molecular function: GTP binding. Bases 195 to 1403 code for a protein of 402 amino acids. The record is from RefSeq and is a predicted model, not a curated record. The transcript is spliced from 4 exons.
UGGAGGACUGUUAUCCAUACCCCGUUUUCAUCGAGUGUUCAGACGUUCUCUCAGAACAAAAUAAGAAGAAAGUAGAAAAUUAUUUUCAGAUUAAACGCAAGUCAGGCGGAGGAGCGUGUGGACCAGUAACAAUUGCAGCCGAUGAGACCUACAGUAUCGCUUUCAAACUUCAAAGAGACCAGCAGGAAGUCCUAAUGAGAUGUGAGCACACAGUGGAGCUGCCCUCAGGUCCUCUGGUCUUAAUUGUCACAGAGAAACCUCUAUCUUCUGACUCUUCCAGCACCAGUGUCUCCACAGCUCCAGAAGAGAGGGCUGUGUCAAACGAAAACGACUGGGACUGCAUCAACACUGGUAACAGAUGUCUUCCUGAUGAGUCUGAUUUGAGAAGAGUUGUGAUUCUUGGGAAAACUGGAUCUGGGAAAAGCAGUCUUGGAAACACCAUAUUUGGAGAAAACAAGUUCACUGUCUGCCCUGGUGCUAACUCUGGUCAAAGUCCAUGUCAGGCACAAACUGAUUCACUCAAUGGGAGACAAAUUACUCUGAUUGACACACCAGGCUUCUUUGAUACAAAGAUGCCUGAAGAAAAACUGAAGGACGAAAUAUGGAGAUUUAUCACAGAGUAUUCGCCUGGGCUGCAUGCCUUCCUCAUUGUACUUGAACUAGGACGUUUCACAGACCAGGAAAAAGAAAUUAUUCAAAAAAUUACUGAAAGCUUCUCUGAGCAAGUGUUUCCAUAUGCAACAGUAGUUUUUACUAAUGGUGAGAAUCUCCCUAAAGGGCAGAAUAUCAAAGAAUAUAUUAGCCAAAACGAAUCUUUGAUGGAAAUAGUAGCAAAAUGUGGUGGUCGGUGCCAUGUUGUAGAUAAUGAACACUGGAACAAUCAUUCUGUUGAGACCUAUAGGAACAACGCCUUCCAGGUGAAGGAGAUGCUCAAAUCAAUUGAAGAGACGGUGGAAAAAAACAAAGGGAACUGCUAUACCAAUGAGCUUCUGCAAACAGUGCAGAAAAUGACACAACGUGUAGCACUUGCAAUUGUUCAACAAGAACAGCAAGCUGUUCAUGAACCGGUUGUUCAUGAAGAACAGCAAAACGAUGGAAAGUACUACACCAAUGGUUUGCUGCAAGGAGAGGAGGAAAUGACACAACAGUUUCUACAUGAAGAAGAACAAAUUCCUUAUGAAGAACUGGAAGUUGAUGAAGAAUUGCCAGUUCUUCGAGAACAAGAACAACAAGUUGCAAAAGAAGGAAUCAUGAAGAGAGCUAUAAGAAGAGUUCGUGAGAUUUUAAAGACAAUAAAAGACAUUACAAUAAAUCUUCUAUUGAAAGCCUUUCUUGGUACACAAGAAGCUAUUAAGACUAUUCUUGCAUAUAUAACAGCUGCCUACAAGGCACUGGACCUGUAGGUUAAGCAGAAGAUGGAACAAUUGUUGGAGCUGCUGGUUUCACAGUAGCAGCAGCAGCAGUGGCAGGUUUAAGACCUUCUUCCACUUAACUAUAAUCUGGCCUUAAGCUUUGGGAAAAUAAUGUAACUGUGAGAUAAGAUUUAUUGCGAAUUAUAAGAUGUUUUUCAGACAGCUGAUUUACUAAUAAACUUGGAAGAGUGCCCUAAUUUGAAAAAAGUCAGAGUACAAAGGUUAUUUUUGACAUUUCAUUAGUUUUUUGUGGUUUAUAUUAUUUUAGUUGACUCAUAUCACUAAGAAAAAUAUGUAUUUAUAAAAUGUUGCUUUGUAAUCAGGAAGGGGUUUAGUUCCUUUCUGUUUUUUAUGAUGUUACUUGUUGUGACAUCAGACACCAAACUAAAACCAAAAAGCAUCAAACUGAGGGCCGCUGUCCCAAUCAGUGGAUCCUGAGAAAUAGGAGGAUGUUACUUUAUUUGUUUUCGUAACUUCAGGCCUCUGUUGCUCCAAAGUCACCAUAAAACUUGUUUUAGUGACUUUCUGUUGAGAUUUAAAAUCUUUUUUUUUUUCCAUACCUUGAUGACUACGAAUCCUAGUUGGAGCAAUAAGAUUCCUUUUUGUGUGCAGAGAGUCAAAGCUUUUCAUCUUCCUCUGUGAUCAAGACUAGGAGAAGCCGUAUUGUAUUUUCUUUAAAGCAACAGCGCCCCCUUCUGGAUAUUUUAUUUUUGUGCUGGAAAGCUUUGUUCCCACCUCUAGCUCAGGAUCUAGCUGAAAUAUGAGAUGCUUUAAAAAAUUUGAUUUUAAACCAAAUUAUGAAUAUUUUUAUUCCAUGUUUCAGGGUGGAAACAUCUAAAUACCUCAAUCUGAUAGAACUCCCUGUGAAUCACAAAUGGUAGCCAUUGCUUAAACCUGAAUCUCGAAUGGUUUAACAACAGAACUUAUCUGUCAUUGCAAAAGGUUCAAUAUAAAUUUAAUAUUUUAUAUUUAAUACUAAAUACUUCAAAUAUGUAUCAAGUAUAUCUGCCAUAUUAAGGUUCAAUAAUGUAAGAUCUGCAUUUAGACUUAUUACAUUUUAGCAAUUUCAUUUUGGUUCAAUAUUUGGUUCUUCAUAAAUAAUUAGUUUUGAUGUGUUUAGAAUGAAAAUGGUAAUAUCUUGCUCAUACUGAAUAUUUAGGUAUGUGAUUUAUGUACUUGUUCAUCUUGAAAUCAUUUUUUUCACUCGGAUCUAUUAAAUCAAAUGUAAUAUUCAUUGCAAUAACUUUACAUCCAGCUCCAGAUUCUAUCUGUCCUGGUAAAGAUAAAGGGGUUGAUCUGUGGCAUUUAUUCAUAAUUUUCUGUUAUGCAUUGACAGAACCAAUAUUAUAAAUAUAACAUAUAUAUCCUGUGUGAUUUCUUUUGUGUAUAUCUCAGUGGUUAGCAGUGAAAAAUUCUUAUUUGAAUUUUGCAUUUGAAAAUAUCUGAGAAGUCAUUCCAGGACUUGUUGGAUAAAAGUUCAGGACGGACAAGAAGUAUGCCAGCCUGUCAACGACAGUAGAAACAGUCCAGGUAUAAUUAAUGUUUUUACUCAUGAUAUCAAACAGUUAUGACUGCUGUGAAAGUCCAAAUUCGCUUAAUCCUGAAUUGAAUUGUUUUUGAGAGUUAUAUCUGUGCCACACCUUACAUGUUUGUUCAUUUUCUUUUAUUUAUCUUUCUUUCUGUAUUCCUGGAAAGAUGGAACAAAUGCAAUAAAUGUCAAGUAUCAAAAACCUCUGGAGCUGCAUUGUUUGAGAUCAUUUAAACUGAGCAGGAUGACGACUUGAGGCAUCCAACCCAAGAAUAAAGAGUUUUACCCUUACAGGCUGUUGCUAGAGAGUCUCUACGUUCUGCUUUGAUUUCGACAAGGACUGGACACGCAGGGGAAAUGUUAGAUGUGAAGUAAAAAUGUCUACAACAAAUUUUAAGAAAAUAUCUCUAAGAAAAAGUCUAAAGUCCCAACAAAUCUAAAAUUGUCAGAAUUUUACAUAGCUUAAGUUUAGUGUGCUUUUGGCAAGAAAUGUGCUCAGAACCAACUAACUUUAUAGAAUCCUGAAGAUUUUUCCCAGCGGCUCAAGACAAAACAACCUGCUAUCAUCAUUAUAACGCAACUGGAUGGUGUUGAGACGUUUGCUCCAGACACGCACCAUACAUGCACGCACACACAUCUACGGACACAAAGAUUCUGCACAAAAGCCUUUUGUUUCAUACGGACACUUUCUGUAGAAACGAAACUUAACUUUAGCUCAUCGUCUGACCACUAGGCAGUGACGUAACACACCAGCAGACCAGGAGGUGGACUUCAGGAUAUAAGCAAGGUGUCUUCCGUGUUUGAGCAGAUGCUGUAUAGAUUCGGGCCUUUACACUUGACAUCCACAUAAGCCUGUAAGGGUAAGCGUCUCUUUCUUUUUAGCGCUAAAAAGAAUAAAAUAAGUAAACUCUGAUUGUUCUGUGUUGGCUGAUUUCCUGUUCGUGUGCUCACACG